Messenger RNA from Eurytemora carolleeae, 1068 nucleotides. RefSeq names its product ring canal kelch protein. Bases 93 to 974 code for a protein of 293 amino acids. The record is from RefSeq and is a predicted model, not a curated record. The transcript has 10 exons. Gene Ontology annotation, molecular function: protein binding. NCBI's taxonomy places the organism in Eukaryota, Metazoa, Arthropoda, Copepoda, Calanoida, Temoridae.
GAGGAGUAUAAAAGAUCGAUAAGUUAAUAAUUAUUUUAAUGCUCUAUAAAGUUUUAAACUUUACUGCUAAAUUCAUCAGGAAAAUAUAAGGUAUGAUUCUUUCGAUUGUAUCUGUUCUUUUUGCUGGAUAUCUGGCCUCCUCCAGCAGUGGAUCUGUUUCUGCAGAAACAACUGCUGUACUUCUAGGAGGUUCCACUGAUGGUGGGAAAACUGAAUCAUAUCCCUGUGAUGUGGCAAUAGGAGAUAUUGGUUCCCUAGAAGGACUAAGAGCUGCAGUUCUGAAUGAACAGAUUGUUUACUGCGGGGGAUUUAGAAGUGGUGAAUACCGCAGAAACUGCUUCAAGAAUGAGGGAAUGGACUGGAUAGAGUUUGAAAGUAUGAAUGUUGCUAGAAUACACUUUACUCUGAUUACUCUAGGAGACAAGAUACUUGCUGCAGGAGGAGCUAAUUCAAAAGGGAAUACUGCUACUGUGGAGGUGUUUGAUGGAUCCUCCUGGAAGCUUCAAAACUAUGAAUUGACCUCUGCAAGAUUUGGUCACUGUGCUGUUCCUAUCAGUGAGAGUCAAGUGAUGCUGCUUGGAGGACUGGUUAAUACCUGGUCAUCUCUUGUAGAAAUCUACAGUAUUGAAGAGGGAUUCAUUGUGGAGCUUCCAUCAAUGCCAACUGCAAGGUAUGGACUAGGAUGCAGCAUGUUUAAGGGAGAAAUAUGGACAGCUGCAGGAGCCAAUGAUGGAUUUCUAGAUGUUGUAGAAGUAUUUAAUUCUUUUACAAGCACCUGGAGGAGUGGGCCUAAGCUGACCAAGGGGAGAUACUACCUAACAAUGGAGGUGCUGGACAACAGCCUGGUAGUCUUUGGAGGGUUGGGAGGUGGAGGUGAAGACAACCUGGAGAAACUUGUUGAUGAAGAGUGGAGGGAGGAACUUCUUCAAUAUGGACAUAGUGGUCAUGCCUCGGUAUUAAUUACUUGUAAUUGAUACAGAGAUGUAUGUUCAUUCUAUUGUAACUUAAAUUAAUACCUUGAUUUAAAAUAUUGUCUUUUCUAAAAAUAAAUUGGAUUUAAUGCAGCAA